GUAUCUAAAAGUGCUUCUAAACUAUAACCUUGAAAGCGUAACAAAAUCUAACGAUAUGAAGCUAUCUUUCUCGCCCAAGACUCGUCUCCCAACUUGCACGGAUGAAAGUCUGCCGACAACAAAACCCCCAUCUCCUCACUUCCUCUCACUUCAUCAAACCUGUCCGCAUCCACGGCACAUCCCCAAUGCUCAUUUUCUUCUUCGCACAUCUUCAGCACCGAAAUACGCCACUUCAUCCAUACCUCCCAGUCCUCGCCAAGAAACGCAUCCGUUUGCUCAAUCAUAAAAACCGGCCGCUCACGCAGCCACCACCAUCUUGUGCCAUUUCGCCAGCACAAACGCCAACGCAGCGUAGUAGUGUGCCAUGAUAACCAGCGCCUUCGGCUGAUUGCGAGUUUGCCAGGAUGACGAACUGUGGAAUUCUCACUCCAUGCCCGAAGCAUCAGGCGGCGGAGUUCUCACUCCGCACCAUGAGAAAUAGACUUGGGGGCAAACUCCGGUCAAGCGUACGGACUUGCUUACCCGCGACUAACUCAGAGGAGAGUUCUACAGUAUAUAGAGUAGCUAGAGUAGCUAGAUUAAAUGAAUAUGCAUUUUACUACUGAUCAAUUG
Molecule: messenger RNA, 612 nt
Organism: Pseudogymnoascus destructans
Lineage: Eukaryota; Fungi; Ascomycota; Leotiomycetes; Thelebolales; Thelebolaceae
Exons: 1
Coding region: 102-368 (88 amino acids)
Source: RefSeq, a predicted model, not a curated record